GAAAGAAAGAAGAGUACGGAGUAAGUAAAGUGCGGGCUGCCUGGGAUGUGGACCGGGCGGGUUGAGGCGAGACCUUGUGGUGGUCGCUUCUUGGCUGGUCGGUGUCGCAAAGGGACAGGACCCGGUACUUGGAGUUAAACUGGUAAUUAGUUCUGGAACCUCGGAUGAGUGAAGUGCUUACACAGUACUGCUUGCCCUGUUGAGCUUUAAAGAGAGAAUGCACACGACGCAGAUCCGCAGUCUAGAUGUUUCCCUCCUCGUCUCUUUGGCUCUCCCUUCCCUCUCCGUCCGUCCCCUGCACCUUUCUCUUCCGUUUUCUGUGCUUUUCUAAUAAAAAGCAGGAUAAGAGAGCAGCCCCUGUUAAACGCAACAGAAGGCAGAAAGGUUGAUUACCUCCCGAACGCCCAGACAAGAUGGGAACGCACGCCGACAAGGUCGACGGACCGGGGUCGCAAUCCGACGACCGGGUGGACGUCGAGCAGCUCGACCAGGUAGCGGUGCCGCCAGUGACGCUUCAAUCGUUUGCCCAUCUCAACGAGAAAGCCAUCCUACGCAAGAUGGAUAUACGCCUGAUCCCCAUGCUCGCCCUUCUCUACCUCCUGUCAUUCCUCGACCGCGGCAACAUCGGCAACGCCAAGAUCGAAGGCCUCCAGGAGUCCCUGGGCCUCACCAACGACCAGUACAACUGGUGCCUGACCGCCUUCUUCUUCACCUACGCCGCCUUCGAGGUGCCCAGCAACCUGAUGCUCAAGCGGGUCCGCCCCUCGAUCUGGCUGCCCACCAUCAUGGUCGCCUGGGGCGUCGUCAUGACCCUGAUGGGCAUCGUGCGCAACUACGCCGGCCUGCUGUCCGCCCGCAUCUUCCUCGGCGUCACCGAGGCCGGCCUCUUCCCGGGCGUCGCCUACUACCUCACCAACUGGUACAGGCGCGAGGAGAUCCAGCUCCGCCAGGCCAUGUUCUUCAGCGCCGCCAGCGUCGCCGGCGCCUUCAGCGGCCUCCUGGCCUUCGCCAUCGGCAAGAUGGACGGCGUCGGAGGACUUCGUGGGUGGCAGUGGAUCUUUAUCCUCGAAGGAAUCGCCACCGUGCUCGUCGCCGCCAUCGCCUUCUUCGCCCUCUUCGACUUCCCCGAGACGGCUACCUUCUUGACCGAGGAGGAGCGAGCCUUCGUCAUCUACCGUCUCAAGUACCAGGGUCAGAGAGGGGAUGACUCUGGCCGCGAGCAGGUAGCCCAGGCCGACGGGUUCAAGUGGAAAUACGUCAAGGAUGCGUUCCUUGACUGGCAGAUCUGGGUCAACAUCAUCGUCUAUUGGGGCAUCGUCUGCCCCCUGUACGGUAUCUCGCUCUUCCUGCCGACCAUCAUCCGCGAGCUCGGCUACAAGAGCAGCCAGGCCCAGCUGAUGACGGUGCCCAUCUACAUCACGGCCGCCAUCUUCGCCGUCUUCGCCGCCUACUGCUCCGACAGGGUCGGCCGCCGGAGCCCCUUCAUCGCCGGCUUCCUGCUCGUCAUGGCCGUCGGCUUCGCCAUGUGCAUCGGCACCGACCCCAAGGAGAACCCCCGCGUCGUCUACGGCGGCGUCUUCCUCGCCGCCUGCGCCAUCUACCCUGCCUUCCCCGGCGUCAUCGCCUGGCUGUCCAACAACCUGUCCGGCUCCCUCAAGCGCUCCGUCGGCAUGGCCAUCCAGAUCGGCGUGGGUAAUCUGGGAGGUGCCAUGGCAUCCAACUUCUAUCGCGCCAAGGAUGCCCCCCGGUACAUCCUCGGUCACGGCCUCGAGCUCGGCUUCAUCGGCGGCGGCCUCGUCGCUUCCGCCAUCCUCGUGCUGGGAUACACGACCCAGAACAGGAAGCGCGCAAGGAGAAUCCAGGAGGGCGCGCUGGACUCGUACACGUCCCAGGAGCUGUCCGAGAAGGGCGACAGGGCCAUCACGUUCCGUUAUGUGCUCUAGAGAGAAUCCCCUUGUGGGACUGCGGCUAUUAAUAAGGAAAGGAGGGGGGGAUGUGCUGCUGCUCGAUGAGACGCGCGCGGAGUGUCUAGACUAAUAACUCAAGAAGGAAACUGAAU
This is a messenger RNA of Thermothelomyces thermophilus ATCC 42464, 2059 nucleotides long. RefSeq lists its product as uncharacterized. NCBI's taxonomy places the organism in Eukaryota, Fungi, Ascomycota, Sordariomycetes, Sordariales, Chaetomiaceae. The record is from RefSeq and is a predicted model, not a curated record. The transcript has 6 exons. Bases 414 to 1943 code for a protein of 509 amino acids. Gene Ontology annotation, biological process: transmembrane transport. Gene Ontology annotation, cellular component: membrane. Gene Ontology annotation, molecular function: transmembrane transporter activity.